Molecule: messenger RNA, 2375 nt
Organism: Scophthalmus maximus (turbot)
Lineage: Eukaryota; Metazoa; Chordata; Actinopteri; Pleuronectiformes; Scophthalmidae
Gene: fjx1
Product: four-jointed box kinase 1
Exons: 2
Coding region: 385-1671 (428 amino acids)
Biological process (GO): cell-cell signaling
Source: RefSeq, a predicted model, not a curated record
AGAGAGAAAGAGAGAGAGAGAGGGAGAGAGAGAGAGAGAGAGAGAGAGGGAUGUGGAGAGGCGGAGGGGGUGACCGUGGACAGAGACACCCUGCCACGCCAGUGGACUGCGAGGGAGGAGGACGUUCGGUGAGAGGAUAUAUCCGCGGCGAAACCAAGUGUCCAUCUCUGUUGCCCGCAGAGGGAGGGUAUGUCAAGACAUUCGAACGGGACGGGAGAUGAGACUCGAAGUGCUCCGGAGAUCCUCGUCAUCCUCUGAUCUCAGACAGUCCGCCUGUGAGCCGCGGGGCUUCGGGUCGCUGCGGCUCAAUUGCGGCUUGAACGAUUUCUUUUCUCGCUCUGUAUCUCAUCUGACUCUGCGGGAGCUCGGUGCGUCUCCCUCGCCAUGAGGGCUGUCUCGGCAAACUUGUUCGCGCUGCUCCUGCUGUGCGCACUUGCGAGUGUUCUCUACGUGUGGAGCCCGCUGGAGGAGCGCCUGGAGCGGCACACGCGGAGGCUCUCGGCGCCGGGCGGAGGGUCCCUUCACCACCAGGGUCUCCCGGCGGACCUCUCCGCCAAAACUUUCCGGGCAUUGCUCGCUGUCCCGGCAGCGCAGAGACCACACUUGGGCGGCAGACUCGAGGCGCACAACCUCAGCCACCGAGCUGUCCCCGCAGGAAGCGGAGGUUACCGUACGCAUGAGGAUGACAAGGGGUCAACGCGGCGGGAGGGUCCGGUCCAGUCGGGCUUCCCGGUGGAGGAUGGGAUAUUUUGGGCUGAAUGGCUGGAAGACCUCCGGCCCGUGGGCUUCACGGAGGAGUACGCUCGCGGUUGGCGAGAGAGAGCCAGGACGUACCGGGUGGCGAAGCUGGAGCCGGGAUGCGGCAGGAUAUCCAACCAGCUCGCCACUUUCGCGGACGGGACCAAAGCGUGUGUGCGCUACGGUAUAAACGCGGACCAGGUGCAAGGUGAAACGUUGACGUAUUACCUCGCCAGUUUGCUGGGCAUCACGAACCUGCCGCCUCUGGUCCUGUCCCAGCUGAACAGCGACAGUGAGCAAUGGGGGGCUGUGAGGGCGCAAAUCGACGGUUUGCAGUGGAGCGAGCGCGCCGUGGUUUCCCUCACCCAGUGGGUCUCCAACCUGACCGGGGUGGUCACACCUGCGCCCCUCAGACAGGAGAGCGGCGGGCUGCACCCUGCGCUCGGGGAGCUGCGGAGCAAGUCGACGGCGGAGCUGCUGGAGCUGUUGCAGUGGACCGACCUGAUCGCGUUCGACUACCUGACGGCGAACUUCGACAGACUCGUGAGCAAUCUGUUCAGCCUGCAGUGGGACCCGCGCGUAAUGGAGCGGGAGACCAACAACCUCCUGCGGACGGCCCGCGGUGACCUGGUGUUCAUCGACAACGAGGCCGGACUCGUGCACGGGUUCCGCGUCUUGGACAUGUGGGAGAGGUAUCACCGCACGGUGCUGAGCUCCGUGUGCGUGUUCAGGAGAAGGACCGCGCGGCGCGUCGCGGAGCUGCACGGGCGCGGCGACGCCAGGAAACGGCUGCUGGAGCUCUACCGAGACAGCGAGCCGUGGUCCGUGGACCUGGGCUUUCUGUCGGACGAGCACGCCGCUGUCCUCCAGGACAGGAUAGGCAGGUUGCACGAACACAUUUUGCAUUGCAAAGGCAAGUACGGCCAGCUGUGAACACCCAGCGCGCACAGGCGACGGAUUUGUGUGUCUGCACAUGGACAAUGAGCUCUGCCAACGCGAGUGGAACACUCCGAUUCAGACAACACAAACCAUCUUGAGUAUCCAGCUGAACUACCUCCUCUGAACGGAAUGUGUUGCCUACUUUAUGAAUAAGUCAAAUUUGACACGCGUUUAUAAAACUCCCUGCACAGAUUUCCACUGGAUGCCUCGCGGAGAGGAAUGAUUAAGGCCAUUUUUUAGCUCGUCUUGCUUCACUCCACUGAUGCUCACCUGAAUAGAAAUCAAUGUAAAGAGUAUUAGUAGUUGUGACUAUAAGGUGUCAUAAUGCAGCCCCCGUCUGUGUGUGUUUGUUUGGAUUCUUGCCUUUUUGUUCAGUAAUCCUAAUGAUAAACUCCUAGGCCUUAACAUGAAUUGACUCUUGAAUACUGUAUAUGACAUCUGGCUCGCUUUUUUAUAGAAAAUAUUUUGCACAGUACCUUGUUAUAGCAGCACCUGCACUCUUGUAAUUGUGUUUGGAAUUACAUAUUCAGCCUUAAAGUCACAGGUGUAUAUAUAUGUCUAUUGUACAUGUUGUAAGUACGUUGUAAAUAUUGUCCGCCGACCCAUUUUGGGAUAUUUGAUGCUCCACUAAUUUAAAUGUGCAUUGUUACAUUCCAAAACCUCUUCUUUUUUUUGAUAAAUGCACUAAUUUAAUUUAA